Messenger RNA from Oldenlandia corymbosa var. corymbosa, 1470 nucleotides. NCBI's taxonomy places the organism in Eukaryota, Viridiplantae, Streptophyta, Magnoliopsida, Gentianales, Rubiaceae. The record is from the annotation of a GenBank genome assembly.
AUGAUCAGACUCCAGUUCACCCUACCCGGGGGGAAGACCCUUGUUGGAUUAUCGGCCCUGAAUUCAGCUUACACUUCUAGUGGUUCCAGUGUUCGUGUCGGCCCACAGAGUACUCUUUUUAGAGGUCCCAAUACUACUCUUCAUCAUGCCGGCCCGCAGAGUACUGUUUUUAGAGGUCCCCCUCUGACUAGUCAGCCUCGUUCCCAUUUUGGUGGCGCAUCCAUUGGUGCCUCUAUCCGUCCUGAGGCAGUUGCAUCGUUAUCAGGUACUAGCAGACGGUCUAAAGUUUCUACUGAAAAAACUGAUGAUUGGGUUGUGACGGACGACGUACCUGGCGGGCCAUGUGAUGGGUCAGUGAUUCCUAGUUUUCUUGGCCACACUGCUUAUCAGUUGUGGAAUGGAGAACCAAGAGAUUACCUGACGAUGAAGCCAGUGAAGAAGAGUUUGUCUAGAUUGCAUGGAUGGUAUGCGAGGUUACCGGAGAACGCACAGUUACAGAUUCAGAAUAUCGAAGCUGAAAUUUUGAAGAUGCAGGUUGCGAGAUUGCUUGGGAUGCCGGUGGCUGAGUUAAAGCGUGCAUGGAGCUACGGAAGUGUGAGCGACAUAUUGAUUGAGGAGUGUUGUCGCAGGGUCCUCCCCGCUGUUCAGGUGCAAGCUUGGGUGUGGAUCUUAUUAGCCUCGACACUCUUCCUUGACAGGAGUGGGGGCAGGAUCAGUGCUUCGCUUAUGAAUGAGCUGCACGGAGGUAUCGACAAUAUUGCAGAGUACUCCUCGGGAUCCGGUACACUAGCAUUCCUCUACUGUCAGCUUGGGAUUGCUAGUCGAGCAGGGUGUACCACGAUGGCUGGUUGUAUGACCCUUCUCCAGGCAUGGAUAUAUGAGUAUUUUUCAUGCUUCCAGCCUCCAAGAGGCGGGGACGUCGAGGUUGAAUGGAAGCCAUUUGGUUGCGAACAGGCGGCAGCAUAUCCGAGUACCAUCUUCAAUGGGUGGAUUAUGUACCACGACUUCCAGGAGCCAUACAUGUCGGAGAGAGUGCUACACCAACUCGGUUACGUGCAGUACAUACCUCGUGCGCCGCUCACGCCGGUCACUCAGUUUCGCGGGAAAAAUGCGCACAAGUAUUUUGUUGAUCGUCCGAUUGCCGAGACCUGUAACUGUUGGGUUAGAUUUCUGGAGUCAAAGUGUAUCAGACUCAGUCAUUGUGUGCCGGUAUCGUCUACUGAGGUAGGACAGGCAGUUGUAGAUUACCCCGACUGGUAUAAGAGCCAUUCACAUCCAUUUCUACUGCCGGAAUCCGUACCGUCUACAUCACGCAUCCCAGGGAAGAACUGCACCACUUACUGGAUGCGUGAGAUGGAGAGGUUGACUCGAGGUUGCAUCGACGAUUUGAAGAAACUCGAUAUGGGUCUUGGUGAGGAGUGGGAUACUCGCCUAGAUGAUGUCAUCUUCCAUCACAGUCAGGCCCCAUGA